AUGAAACCCACGCACAACGCCAUCUCAACCUCGGGGCAAAAGAUUGUUUCUUUUACAUUCGAUACUAUCGGCUUCUUCGCUCGCAGCAUGGCGGAUCUGCAGUUACUGGCAGAUGUCUUUUCCCUCUGUGACGACCAGCGCCCAGGAAAGGUAUGCUUGGACGAUAUCUCAGUCGCUCUUGUUAAGACACCGAUGUGGUCACAUGCUGGACCUGGUACUAUGAACGCCAUGGAGAAAACAGCCGCCAUCCUGCAAAACCACGGUGUAAGAGUGGAAGAGGUGUCCCUACCGGAUGUCUUUGGUGACGCAGACAAUCUAACGCGCUCUCAAAACGCAAUUAUCGACGCUGAGGCCGCCCUCGCUUUCCACGAAGAAUACCGUCUACACAAGGAUGGUUUGGACGUCUCAAUUCGGAAUCUAGUAGAAAACCACUCCAAACACGCUGAUGCAGAAAAAGAGAAAAGCGAAGCACUGGAAAAGCACACGCAUCUACGUACACUAUUCGACACGAUAGCGACCAAGUAUUCUGUCAUCAUCGCGCCAAGUGCUGUAGAUGAGGCGCCGGUGGGGCUUAACGAUAUGGGGAGUCCGGUGUUCAAUACGAUGUGGACGACCAAUGGACACAAGAUCAAGUUCACAGGGCAGUAG
Molecule: messenger RNA, 648 nt
Organism: Alternaria triticimaculans
Lineage: Eukaryota; Fungi; Ascomycota; Dothideomycetes; Pleosporales; Pleosporaceae
Exons: 2
Coding region: 1-648 (215 amino acids)
Source: RefSeq, a predicted model, not a curated record